Molecule: messenger RNA, 624 nt
Organism: Aplysia californica (California sea hare)
Lineage: Eukaryota; Metazoa; Mollusca; Gastropoda; Aplysiida; Aplysiidae
Product: fibrinogen C domain-containing protein 1-A-like
Exons: 3
Coding region: 1-390 (129 amino acids)
Source: RefSeq, a predicted model, not a curated record
AUGUAUCUGACAUUUGGGAGAUAUGAGCUGAGAUUUGAUUUCACUUACGAGGGAGUCGACUACAACGCCACCUAUGACACCUUUGGGCUGUCUGGAGAAUCAGAAAAUUACAAACUUAGGAUAUUUGACUUUUCCGGUAAUGUGUGGAACGAGAUGAGUUAUAACAAUGGCGCCCAGUUCUCAACCAAGGACCGUGACAACGACGGGUCAGAUAUCAGCUGUGCCUACUACCAGCACGGGGGUUGGUGGUUCAAUGCCUGCAGUAGCGUGAACUUCAACGGCCGCUGGGCCAGCAGGGAGAACUGGAAAGGCAUGAGGUGGAGCAGCGUCACGGGGAACGCCGCCUCUGUCUCCUUCAGCGAGAUAAAGAUAAGACCCCUGGCCAAGUAACGGCGUAAUGCUUAGUCUUCAGGGGGAGGGGGCAUUCAUCGCUAGGACCAUAGGCUCAGCUCCUUGGCUUUGUCAUCCACAGAGUGUCCACGGUACCGAUUCCUUGUCCUUGUUCCCAUUUCUCUGCUGCACAGUCUGGACAUGGCUGGAUGGUGCCUCUAUAAAUAGAUUAUUGAUGAGGGUGCCUCUAUAAAUAGAUUAUUGAUGAGGGUGCCCAUCUAUGCUCGACGAGGA